Molecule: messenger RNA, 1786 nt
Organism: Chrysoperla carnea
Lineage: Eukaryota; Metazoa; Arthropoda; Insecta; Neuroptera; Chrysopidae
Product: glutathione hydrolase 1 proenzyme-like
Exons: 1
Coding region: 98-1756 (552 amino acids)
Biological process (GO): glutathione catabolic process
Cellular component (GO): plasma membrane
Molecular function (GO): glutathione gamma-glutamate hydrolase
Source: RefSeq, a predicted model, not a curated record
UUGCACAUUUAAGUCUUCGAACUUUAGUUCUUAGCAAUCUUUUAAAACUUAGUUUUCCUUAUCAACAUCGCUUUCUUAUGCGAUCCGAAACAUAACAAUGAAGGCUGCAGUCCUAACGAUAUUUACUAUCGUGUUUGUAUUAUCGAGCGAAACAAAUGCUAAAACAGCAAAAAAACGAAAUGUAGUUGUGACAAAUAAUCCAGAUUGCACCGAUAUUGCAAAUCAAUUAAUCGCAAAAGGUGGAAAUGCACGAGAAGUAUUUAUUGCUGUUUCGUUAUGUGAAGGAAUGGUUCAUCCUCAAGAUGCUGGACUAGGUGGAGGAUUCCAAGCUGUGUAUUAUAGAAAAACUAAAAAGGGAAGGAGGAAAGCAUUGUAUAUUAAUGCUAGAGAAAAAUCUCCAAGUAAUGCUACCUUUGCGGAUUACCAAAUAAAAGAUGGUAAUUCAAUUGGAAUUCCAAGUGUAUUGAAGGGUUAUGAAACAUUAUAUAACAUAGAUAAAGAGAAAAAUAAAUUAAAAUGGAGUGAAAUAAUUGCACCAGUUAUAAAAUUAUGUGAAAAAGGAUUCCAGAUGUCAAACACAGCUCGAUCAAUGUUUAAUUAUUUCAAUCCAUUUCGACAUUACGAUCAACAGAUCCAAAUUGAUAUGCAAACGAAUGUAUUAAAGAAUCCUUUAUUUUGUAAAUUGCUGCGACAAAUUAGUGCAGAUGGACCAUCAUCGUCGAUGUAUAAAAAAAAUGGAAAAUUACAUAAAUUGGUAUUGAAAGAUUUACGUGAAACAUCUUCAUUUCUCACAUCGAAAGAUAUACGAAAUUAUAAAGUGAAAGUUAAAAAACCUGCAACUGGUAAAUUUGGAAAAUACACAGUUUAUACAACCAGAGUUCCAGGAAGUGGAUACGCAGUAUUAUUUGCAUUAAAAAUGAUGGAUCGAGUUAAAUCCCUAAUGAAAAAAGAUGCUACUGAGGCUGAAAAAAUUGUAUAUUUAUUAAAAAUCCUCAAAUAUACGUAUGCGUUCCAACCGCAUGUACGGGAGUUAAAAAAUGCAACAAUCCAUAAAAUCAUUAACAAAGGAGGAAGAAUAUUAGGAUCAGGAAUAGUUAAAAAUGGAAUGGAAAUCAGACCAACAAUCCCUUCGAAAUUUGGUGAUGUUAAAUUGGCGCGAAUGGUAUCACCAGAAAGUUUUGGUACCACAAAUGUAGUCGUAAAAGUUGGACAUUCAGCUGUGUCUGCAACAAGUACAAUCAAUUGGACCUUUGGGUCAGGUGUUUUAUCAAAAACGAUGGGAUUCUUUUAUAAUAAUCAAAUGAAUGAUUUCGUAAAUCCGAAUUGGAGACGUAAGGGAAAACCUAUACGUAAUGCACCGGGGCCAAAUAGAAUACCAAGUUCAUCAAUUUCGGCUACAGUAAUGGUUGAUACAGAUGGUUUACCAGUUUUCCAGAUUGGAGCCGCAGGAGGGAGUAAAAUUUUGAGUGCAAUUGUUAACACAUUAUAUAAUUAUUUUGUAUUGAAUAAAUCGUUAGAAGCUUCUUUACAAGCGUGUCGAUUUUCGCCAAAAUUUGAUUAUGCUAAAAAUCAUGUUCUUUAUGGAUAUGAAUGUAUUGAUGAUGAAAAUGUAGCAAAUCAAUUACGCGAGAAAGGUAUCGAUUUCCAAAAAGUUGUUGAGUCUGGAUAUUCAGCGGCAACAGCACUGUCACAAAUUCGUUCGAAAUCCGAGGGAGUGUACGAUAAACGAAGGGGAGGUAAAGCAUUAUUAAGUUAAGAUUAAAUCUGUUAAAAUAAGUAAAUGUUA